AAACAAUGCAAAAGAAUAUGCUAAAUCAUUACGAACCUACAUUUGCUGUUCAGGCUCUUCCCCUUUUCUCACAUUUUCUAUUUUUUAAUCAUUUUUCCUUUUAUUUAACUUUUUUUGCAAAGAAUUUUGGCUUUUAAUUUUACUUAUCAUCAUUAUAAUAACUUUGUUCAGGGGGCAAAGAGCUACAGAAAAGCCAAGGAAGGUUCUUUUCUGCAUCAAAUCCUAUUCUUUAAUAAGUGCAUAUCAAGUUUUCAACUUUCUGCUCUUUUUCUUUCUUCUUUACUCUAUUUUCUACCAAUUUCCACUUGUUUAAAGGUUUUCUGUAUUGGGUUUUUUGUGUUAGUAUUGAAAGUGUGUUUAAGAGUUUAAUGUCUAGACCAUUAGAGCAUGAUUACAUUGGGUUUUCAGAGGUUUCUUCAAUGGAAAACUCUGUUUCCAUCCUUUCUUCUAAGCCAAAAUCAUCUAAAAAUGGCUUGAAGACUGAGUUGAGUCUUGGGUUACCAGGUUCUGAGUCACCAGAAAGGAAACCUAGUUAUGGGGUUACUAUUUUUGGUAAGGAUUUUGAUGGAAAAACCCAAAAUGGGUAUUCAAGUGGAUCACUAAAGAACACUUCUUCUGGUGCAAAAAGGGGUUUUUCUGUUGCUAUUGAUGGUUGUGAGAAAUGGGUUUUCUCCAUUAAUGGAGAUUCUGACACUAAUUUGAGUAUAGAUGGUGGUUUGUACUCUCCUAGGGGUGGGCAAGGUGGUAAGAAUUUUACUAGUGUGGGGAAUAACAGUUCUCAGAAAUCGGUUCACCGGAAAGAAUUGACUGUCCCUACUAUUCCUAAACCUGUUCAAGAAAAGCAGAAACAAGAAUCUGCUUCUAAUGAACAUGGUAAUGACCAUGCAGCUAAAGCACAGGUUGUGGGAUGGCCACCAAUUCGAUCUUUUCGUAAGAAUACUCUGGCUUCUACUUCUGUGAAGAACAAUGAGCAGACGGAGGAGAAAUCAACAGCUUCAUGCCUAUAUGUCAAGGUUAGUAUGGAUGGUGCUCCAUACUUGAGGAAGGUUGACCUCCAAACCUAUAGGAAUUAUAUGGAACUGUCUUCUGCGCUGGAGAAGAUGUUCAGCUGCUUUAUAUCAGGUCAGUAUGGUUCCAAAGGCCAGGGAAAGCAAGAUGGAUUGAGCGAGAGUCAAUCAACAGAUCUCCAAAAUGCCGAGUAUGUUCUGACAUACGAAGACAAGGAUGGUGAUUGGAUGCUAGUUGGUGAUGUCCCUUGGAGGAUGUUCACGGAGAACUGCAGGAAACUUCGGAUCAUGAAAGGAUCAGAAGCUAUCGGACUAGCUCCAAAUGCAGCUGAAAAGUUAAAGACUGAAGCCUGAGAAAAGCGAAGACAGCAUCAAAGGUAUUAAAGCAAGGAGGCAUCUAGUGGAACACAAGGAGCCUUCAUGAGGUUUUGAGUUUAGGAGUGUUUUGGUCUUUAUCUAGAUUUGAUGUCUCUAAGAAUGGUGUGUACUAGAAAAAAAAUACAUUAUUGUAGACAUAUUUCAAGGUUUUAUAUUAAAUAUCAGUUUGAGUGUGCAUAGAUUACUACUAUCUUGAGUUUUUUACAUUGAAAAUGGAAAAAAAAGGCACCCAAAGAAUAAAUUCUUAAGU
Amaranthus tricolor (Joseph's coat) is the source of this 1635-nucleotide messenger RNA. Its product is annotated as auxin-responsive protein IAA27-like. The record is from RefSeq and is a predicted model, not a curated record. Gene Ontology annotation, molecular function: protein binding. Bases 369 to 1361 code for a protein of 330 amino acids. NCBI's taxonomy places the organism in Eukaryota, Viridiplantae, Streptophyta, Magnoliopsida, Caryophyllales, Amaranthaceae. Gene Ontology annotation, biological process: regulation of DNA-templated transcription. Gene Ontology annotation, cellular component: nucleus. The transcript is spliced from 5 exons.